This is a messenger RNA of Eruca vesicaria subsp. sativa (arugula), 921 nucleotides long. NCBI's taxonomy places the organism in Eukaryota, Viridiplantae, Streptophyta, Magnoliopsida, Brassicales, Brassicaceae. The record is from the annotation of a GenBank genome assembly.
AUGGCUUCUUCCUCUUCACCGUCGUAUUCGUCUAUGACUCCGGUGGUGAAAGACGGAGAGGGUAGAAACUGGGCGGAGCUUCCGUCUAAAUUAACGGCAUCGAUCCUUGGCAGGCUCGACUGCAUUGACAUUAUGGAAAACGCUCAGAAAGUGUGUACAUCAUGGCGUCGAGUCUGCAAAGACCCUGCCAUGUGGCUGAAGAUUGACAUGCGUAACCUAGGAAAGUUGUCAUACAAGGACAGACACAAACACGUGGCAAUGUGCCGUCACGCAGUCGAUCGUAGCCAGGGAGGUUUGGUUGAGACUGACAUUUGUUAUAUCGGUACUGAUUCUCUCAUAAACUACAUCGCCGAUAGCUCAAGUAACCUGAGAAGCCUUAACCUAGCAAUGUGCAUUACGAUAACAUCUGAAGGACUUACUGAAGCACUUGUGAAGCUUCCAUUGCUUGAAGAACUCGAGGUCUCAUACUGCUCCUUGUCCGCAGAGUCUCUGAAAGUUGUAGGCCAGUCUUGUCCUAAUCUGAAGACACUGAAGCUAAACCGCGAGGUACUACAGCGUUUUGUAUACGUGAGUGACGAUGAUGCUCUAGCAAUCGCUGAAACAAUGCCUGGACUUACACACCUCCAGCUUUUCGGAAACAAAUUAACAUACACUGGUUUAACCGCCAUUCUUGAUAAUUGUCCUAACCUGCAACAUCUUGAUUUACGUCAGUGUCUCAACGUUACCUUUAUCUGGGGUCUGGAGGAGCGUUGUACCGAGAGGAUCAAAGUUUUGAGACGACCUGAUGACUCGACUGAUGAUUACCCAUACAAUGUGACUGUUAUCCGCAUGGAAACAUCUAAAGAUCCUUACCAUCACUUCUCAAGUGACAGUGACUGUUUUGACUACGAUCCGUAUGACAAUGACGAUGUUUAUUAUUAA